AUGGGUGGUUCCCAACUCACAGCGCUCAAAUCGAGCCUACGCGAGGCCGGUCUCUCGCGCACGUCGAACCCCAAAGACCAACGCAAGAAGCGACGACAGACCAAAGCGCUCUCGUCGACCUCCCUCGCGCACCGUCGAUCCCAACUCGAGGCGAUAGCGCAAAAGUUCAAUCCGUUCGAUCGGACAGAUGAAAAGGUCAAAUUCGAGGUCGUGACCAGGAAAGGGCAGAUCGAGAAGACGCCGGGAGGGGCACCGACCAAGUCCAGGACGGCAGGCAUCGAGUUGGUACGUUGGGCAGCAACAAGUUCGCAGGACACCGACUUACUCAGCUCACAUGCUUGCGCAAUCAUUCACAGAGGAAGAAAACGCUCCUCCCUCUCCUCGAAGCCCGAUCCCACGUCUCGACGUUCGUCGACCGACGCUUCGGCGAACAUUCGACCGAUCUGACCCCGGACGAAAAAGCCUUGACCCGCUUCACCGCCGAACGACAAGCUCGCUUGGACGAACCCUUGCCUUCUUCCUCAUCCAGGGAAAGAGGUAAAGGAAAAAAAGCGAGAUUCAACCUCGAGGAAGACGAGGAUGAUUAUUCGGGCGAGGAGGAAGGCGUCGAAUUGACUCAUGGAGGGAGAAAGCUGGGCUUUGGCGAUGAGGAAGAAUUGGAACAUGGUGGAUGGGGUGGGCUAGGAGCAGCAGUCGAAGGCGGAGCUUCUUCAUCGAAUCGAGAACCCCUCCUUCGUCGACGCAUCGCAGCCGGCAUGACCGACCACGACGGCGACGAUGAGGAACGAGAACGUGUCGAUGAGGGAGGGAGAAAGUUGACCCACGCCGAAAUUAUGGAACAAGUCGUCGCCAAGAGCAAAAUGUACAAGCAUGAACGACAGAGAAUCAAGUCCGCCGAUGACGAGAUGAGGCACGAGGUGGAUCAAGAGUUGAAGGACCUUAGGGUACUCCUUGGAGGGACGGGCAGGAUGCCGAAACCGACCGUCGUCAAAGACGCCGAAGCUGAAGGGAGGGACGAUGAGGAAGAUGACGACGACGAGGAGGACGAUGACAACGACGAAGAGGAAGACGACGAAGAAGACGACGACGAAGAAGACGACGACGAAGGCGACGACGACGAAGGCGACGACGAAUCCGGUACCGAAUCCGACGGCUCGACCUACUCGCUCGACGAUGAAGCACUCGAAGCCGCCUUGGCCGCGUCCAAGAAACCCGGUGGCGUCGACCGCGAACUCUUGCGCAAACUCAUCGGCGGUAAAAGUGACGAGUCUGAAUCCGAGACUGAGGAGGAAACUGCACAUGCGGAGAAGGGCCGACUUGCUCCUGCUCCCGUUUACGAUCUUGGGGGUGUCGAUUCCUCGCGACCUGUUGCGGUCGCACCGACGGAAAAGGAUAAUGCGGAUCCUUACGACUCAUACGUGCGCAUGUUGGCGCUCGAACCACGAGGUAAACCCAGUGAUCGACUCAAGACGCCUUUGGAAUUGGCUCAGGAAGCCGCGGACGAGUUGAAGAAGCGCGAAGACAAGCGGUUGAAGCGACAGCGCGGGGAGGACGAUGAGAGUGAUGAAGAGCAGGGUGGGGACGGGAAGAAGAAGAAGAAGGCGAACAAGAGGGUACCGCAGGCUGAUGAUCUGGAGGAUGAUUAUUUGGGCGAUAUGGCUGAUGGGAGUGAUGGUGGGUUUGAAGGCGAUGAGGCGGGGAUCGGCAAAGGUCUUGGGGAGGAGGAGAUGGUCGCUUUUAAUGUCAGCGACGAUGAACGUGAAGACGAGGACGAGGAAGAGGGCUCGGAUGAUGAUGAGGAGGACGAUGAGGACGACGACGACGAUGAAGAAGAUCUCGACGCCGCCGACUUUGACGACGAGCCCGAAUUUGACCAGGACGACGACGAGAACAAGAUCGAGUCGCUGGUUAAGACUCUCCCGCCCAAGCCAAAGCAGCGACCGGAUGCCAACUCGGUCAAACGCGAGCUCCCCUUUGCCUUUCCUUGCCCUUCGACGCAUGCAGAAUUCGUCAAGCUGCUCGCAUCGUCCGGUGUCGAGGAAGCCGAGACGUCGACCGUCGUCAAACGCAUUCGAACCCUGUAUCAUCCCGGACUUGGUCCCUCAAACAAGGAGAAGCUUCAAGUCUUCACUCACGUCUUGAUCGACCAUGCGCUCUACCUCGCCUCAACUCCCUCCAAGACGGCCUUCACGACGAUUAACUCGAUCCUCCCUUCACUCCUGACCCUCUCCCACGCCUACCCUCUCACCACCGCCCCUUACUACGUUAACAAGCUCACAAUGAUGCAAAAGAACUUUGUUCGAGGCGUCAGUCGAGGACCUUUGGACCCGAACUCGGCGACCUGGCCUGGACCGGCCGAGUUGACCCUCUUGCGUUUGAUCGGCAUGACGUGGUCAACAUCGGAUCUUUCGCACCCCGUCGCAGCACCAGCGAUGCUCCUCAUCUCGCAAUACCUUGCUCAAGCCCGUAUACGUUCCUUACGCGACAUCGCGGCAGGUCUCUUCCUGUGCACGUUGGCGAACCAAUACGAGGCGCUGAGUAAACGCUUGGUGCCCGAGGCGUUGAACUUUCUCCAGACGACUUUGAUCGUGAUACUGCCUUCGGGGUACACGGUCAAGAAUGUCCCGGGGACGUUCCCUCUACCUGAUUUCGGCCAAGAGCACGUCAAGGGUCUACGACUGAGUACCAAAGCGAGUGCGAAACUCUCCGAGGAGAGCAAGGCUUCACCCUCGUUGGAUUUUUCCAAGACCCUGACAGAGAUCGAGGACGAUGACGCCCAAGCCAAGGCCGAUCUGGUCUUGGUCGCGGUCGAGUUGUUGACUUCGUUCGCGGAGAUGUACGUUGUCGGACUGGAGGCUUUUAUCGAAUUGUUCGACCCGGUGCAGCAGAUCGUUUCCAAGGCAUUGGCCAAGUCGUUGCCCAGAGCACUAGAGGUGAGUCAGACCCAUCGCACGGAUACUACCGUCACGUUCUGACGCCUUUGCAUCUCUUUCCCCCACAGACCUCUCUGACAACCCUGCAAAGUUCGCUUAAGCGAAUGCUCAACCUCUCUCGCUCCUCUCGUCAACCCCUCACCCUGCAACACCACAAGCCGAUCCCGAUCGCGACCUACAUCCCCAAGUUCGACGAAGGCUUCAACCCGAACCGUCGCUUCGACCCCGACACCCAGCGCAACGAAACCAACAAACUCCGCAGCUUGGUCAAGAAAGAAAAGAAGGGCGCGAUUCGGGAAUUGCGAAAGGACAAUCGGUUCUUGGCGGGAGAGGAGGCGAAGAAGAAGAGGGAGAAGGAUGUGGCGUACGAGGCCAAGAUUAAGAAGAUUAUGGUCGGGUUGGCGGACGAGAGGGCCGAGGAGAAGAAGGAGAAGGGGAUCAAGGAACAUGCCAAGAAGAUGGACAAAGCGAGGAGAGGGGGGAAGCGGUGA
Messenger RNA from Microbotryum saponariae, 3424 nucleotides. The record is from the annotation of a GenBank genome assembly. Lineage: Eukaryota; Fungi; Basidiomycota; Microbotryomycetes; Microbotryales; Microbotryaceae.